Bolinopsis microptera is the source of this 2995-nucleotide messenger RNA. RefSeq lists its product as uncharacterized. The record is from RefSeq and is a predicted model, not a curated record. NCBI's taxonomy places the organism in Eukaryota, Metazoa, Ctenophora, Tentaculata, Lobata, Bolinopsidae. Bases 1515 to 2834 code for a protein of 439 amino acids. The transcript has 3 exons.
UAUACAGUUCCACUUUAAAGACUUAGAACCGCCUGCCAUAGUGAUGGAGGUCACAAAGAAACUUAAACUACCAACAGCAGCAGAGAAGGGAGUAUGGAAGGGAAUUGAUGAAGACCUGAUUGUUUUGGUGAACAAUGUAGCAGCAGAGGACGUGGAGUCCCGACUGGAGAAGGUAGAAAAGCUGGUAUACAGCUAUCUGGAAAGCAGAUUCGGUGAAGAGGAAGCGAAGAAACCUCGUGUUCCCCAGAAGGAAAAGGAGAACAAGGAGACAAAAGUUAUUCGCUUGGCCAAGAGAGAGGCUAAGAGAAACAAGAAAGAUGCUAGGAGAAGCAAUGAUCAGAAUAUGUUGGCUCAAGCUAAGACUGAGUACCUGAGACUCGUGCGCUUACACAACAAAAGCCGUCGUAAUGAGCUCAGGAAGAAGAAGAAUAAGGAGAGCAAAAAGGAACAGUCACAGUUUAAACAAAACCCAUUUCAAUUUGGAAGGAAACUGCUGGACGGGGAUAAGAAGAACAAACCCCCUAAUUUCUCCAAGGAAGUGGCUGACAGAUUCUUUAAGAAUGAGUACUGUGAUAAGGAGAGAAGUGCUCUAUAUGUAAAGCUUAAAGGACUGCCCGAUGCCCCAGUACCAAAGACUGCAUUUGAGAUGGAGAGAUUGGACUGGGAUGAGUUUCAAACGAAGCUGAAAAGCCGUAGAAAUAAAUCAUCACCUGGUCCGAAUGGAGUCCCAUAUCUGGUAUAUAAGAGAUGUCCCAGAAUGGCGAAAGCAGUAUUCAAAUUGCUGGAUUCUCUAUGGGAAAGCCAGAGAGUCCCGCUGCAAUGGCGAGUAGGUGAAGCCAUUCUGAUAGCAAAAACUGAGGAUUUAGAUGACCCUAGUAAGUUCAGAAACAUCACUAAAACAAACACUAGUGGAAGUUGCAGAUGGGAUUACUAGCGGACAGAAUGCUAGAGUAUAUGGUCAGUAAUAGCUACAUAGACACGUCUAUCCAGAAAGGAUUCCUGCGUAAGACACCAGGUUGCCUCGAGCAUACUCAGGCUCUGAUGGAAGAGUUGAAGGAUGCCAAAUCUAAUAGACGACAGAUCUUUGCAGUUUGGGUGGACCUAAUGAACGCCUACGGCCGGGUUCCCCACAACUUGAUAAUAUAUGCUCUAAGACAUUAUAAGUUCCCAAACUGGCUCAUAGAAUAUAUGUUUAAGUACUAUGAUGAGCUGAUUGUGAGAGUGGUGACAAAGGACUGGAAAACAAACUGGUUCUUUUAUAUGUUAGGUCUUUUUCAGGGCGACCCUCUAUCGGUUGUACUGUUCUUAAUAGUUUUCAACCUACUAUUGGAUCUCCUGAAAAAUCAAAGCGACUUGGGUUACAAGCCGUCUUUUAGUUCUAGCAGCACGUCAAGUCGUGCUUUUGCUGACGACCUAACUCUGAUGUCUCCCAGGCUGGAAAAGAUGAAGAAGCUAAUAGAUGUGAUGGAAAGAUUUCUUACUUGGUCAAGGAAAAUGAAAGCCAAGCCGAGUAAAUGCGUAUCCCUGGGGAUGAAGGUUAUAGAUGGAAGGCAGUGGACGGAUCAGGCCUUAAUGGAGUGAUGAAAUGCUGGAUUUACAACAACCUCCUAACCAGCAAGCUCUCCUGGGACCUGAUGAUCUACAAUCUCCCGGUGUCCAAAGGUUACUCUCUAAAGAACAGCAAGGAUCCUAAAGUUAAGGAGGUCUACGAGCACAGGGCCAAGAAACAAGAAGGGAGCAGUCGGUGGGGUUACACUAAUGAGCUGAGUGCUAGAGAAAGAGAUCUCUACUUCAGAGAGUUAGUAGGGGUAACAGUGCAAGGCAGGAUGGGCUUGGGAUCCAAGAGGAGUGUAGCCAGUGAAAAGGAAAAACUGAAAGAACUGGUAUCCCACAUCUCAGAGCAGGAUAUCCUGUUGACACUGGUAGACAAGGGAGUUCAAGGACAAUUCUUAACAUGGGAAAACACCAUGCAGCUAGACCUAGGUUGGAACAACCUUAUUUACAACUACAAGAUGAGCCCUGCUCUUCUUAAGUUCCACCUCAAUGCAACCCAUGACGUUGCAAAUACUCCAGCAAACAUGAGCCUGUGGAACUAUGCUGACACAGGACACUGUCCACUUUGCGGAUGGAGACACUGCAACAUUAAGCACAUUUUGGUAGCUUGCAACUUCUCGCUGAACAACAAACGAUACAAUUGGAGGCAUGACAACGUGCUGCGGGUCAUUGCGAAAUCCCUACUGGAUCAAAUCGAGAAGUUCAACAACAAAGAUUUUAAACUUGAAGUUCAGGACUGGACAGGCUUCAAGUCAUCUAGCAGCUGUUACCAAAAACCGAAGACGAAGAUGAAAAGAGAGAGCCCUUUUGAGAAAGACCAAGAUUGGCAGAUUAUCUGGGACGAAGAUGACCUCCCAGCACAGUUCCCCCAGCACAUCUACGGAACUGCAGAACGUCCCGAUAUUGUAGUCUGGUCUGAUAAAGGAAAGGUGGUCAUAUUAGUAGAGUUGACAGUUGGUGACGAGAGUAACUUUAGUGACCAAGUAGAACGUAAACAAGCACGUUACAACAGAGAGCUUAUUCCUGGGCUGCAUGGCAGUGGGUGGAAAGCUCAGCUUUUUACGGUAGAGGUUGGGUGUAGAGGCUUCUGGCAUCAUACCUUACCAGCCCUACUAAACUACUUUGGUGUUACAAAGAGAGUAAAGAAAGCAGUGUUCCAAGAGGCGGCUUUGGUUGCUCUCAGAUGUUCCUAUGCAAUCUGGUUAGCAAGAGAAAACAAGAAGUGGAGUCCCUGCUACAACAUCGCACAAAGACCCACUGUUCUACCAUCAACUGAGUGAGCUGAGUGUUGGGCCCUUAAAACAUUGUUUAAAGCCACACCUGGAAUCUCAAGUACCAGGAUCAGUGAUGGAAGCUAAGCAGAUACAUAGAUGGAGUUGCUAUCGAAAGAUAUAGAACUCAGGUAUCCAACAUCGUACCUUGAUUAUAUUGUAGUAUUUUC